CAGAAAGAUCACGUGUCAGUACGGAAACGGAAACUAAACCAAAAUGGCGGCGUCCUUGAGCAGACAGGGAAGAAUAUUAUUUAUGGCUUGUAGUCAACUGAAUUCUGCACCUUGUCUCAGCGCUGGAUCAAGAAAUAUAAACACCAGUGCAGUUUGCUGUAAGAACCGUGCAGCCCGCAUUAGAGUGGGGAAAGGCGACAGGCCUGUGACCUAUGAACAGGCCCUACAUCCGCACCACAUAGCUCAUAGGAAGGGAUGGCUGUCUCAACACACAAGUAACCUGCAGGGUGAAGGAGGUGCCGCAGAGCGCAUUGUAGAAGACAUGUUCAUCCGGCGUUUCAUCUUUGGCACGUUUCACGGAUGUCUCGCUAAUGAACUGGUGAUCAAGCGCAGGGGCAACAUGCUGAUUAUCUGUGCUUUGAUGCUGCAGAAACUCCAACCUAAUAAAUAUUAUUUUCUUAUCGGCUACACCGAGGAGCUGCUCUCACACUUCUACAAGUGUCCUGUAAAGAUGGAGAUCCAGACCCUGGAAGAUAAAUCUGUCUACAAAUAUCUCUAAGGCCCAGGAGGGAGAAAUGGAGCAACAGCAAUUUAUCCUCUUUGGUUUCUUAGUUAAAUAUCAUGUGAAUAUAAUGUAUGUAAUAAAAAAACAAACCCAUGCUAAUACAUGCCUCACUAUUGUGUCACGUACUGCAGAUCUGUUAUGCUGAGCUUCUACAUUUUGUAAUGUUUUAGUCUGGAACUGAAACUGGACUUUAUCUCAUGAGGAUUGUAUCUUAUGAGUAAUUCACUUGAUACAAAAUAAGAGGGGGUCAGUAGAAAAUCUUUAACAAAUAAAAAGUAUUUACUUUGAUUGCUGUGAAACCUCUAGGCUUAUCAGAAGUUAGAUAAUUUGAAUGGAGUUGACGUGUUGAAAUCGCCCUGUCAAAACCCAGACAUCUGUCUGACUGAAAAUAUGUCACUUUAUCACUUUAUUUUAGCAAGAUGAUUGUUUAGCACAAUCCUAGGUUUUAAUGUGUUGACCAGUUCUUAACGGUCCAGGACUUUCAAAUUUUUUAUUGCUUUUUAAAUUUUUUUAUUGCUUGAUGCAUGACAAUAAUUUGAUCUUUUUUUAACAGCUGACCUUUUUAUUACAUAAAUAUCUCGUUCAACUUUAUAGAUUUAUAUCUGUUAAAGCAUUGCAAUAAUGUAAUGGUAUAAGUAACAAAAAAAAACACUGGUUUAAAACAAUCGUCAUAUACUCUGUUCUCGUUAAUGUAAACAAUUUAAUCUACGCUAAAGUAAAAUAAAAAUAAAAAAAUUUGUUAAUAUAUUACCAUAAAACCCGAUUCUAUAUUGGCUAAGU
This is a messenger RNA of Clarias gariepinus (North African catfish), 1345 nucleotides long. RefSeq names its product mitochondrial ribosomal protein S24 (gene mrps24). Gene Ontology annotation, biological process: translation. Gene Ontology annotation, cellular component: mitochondrion. The record is from RefSeq and is a predicted model, not a curated record. The transcript has 4 exons. NCBI's taxonomy places the organism in Eukaryota, Metazoa, Chordata, Actinopteri, Siluriformes, Clariidae. The coding region runs from base 44 to 559 and encodes 171 amino acids.